UACCGCUGCUGGCUAACAAAUACAACGCUUCUCGCACACUCAUCGUUCUAUUUCCAUUUGUGAUUGAGAUAUCCGAAGUCUAAAUCAAAUUCUAUCUUCAUUUAUAGACUGUAACCGAAAUAUAUCACAUUCAACGUUGGAUUAUAUCAUUAGAGAGUUCACCAACUUGUUCAGAAUCAACAAACAUUUAUAAUUGUGGAUUUACUUUACUGGACCUAAUCCUAACACGCGACGUCUGAUCAAUUUAAGUAACGUCCCCAAUUUUUACUGUAUUUGUGACAAUUAAUUAUAUAUAUUAAUAUUACUAUUGAUUUUUAAUAACUUUGUUUAUAUUUUUUGUGUUCAUAUCUGUUUGGUCCACCACAAUUAUUUGGUGAGCCUUGAAUUCAUUAUAGACGUUUACUGUUUAUAUAUAUAUUCAUUUUUUUUAUUACUUGGCACGCUAGUUCAUUUAUAUUUGUUUUUGCCAUCAUGAACUCUCCUGGUAAACUCAUUGAUAUAGAUAGUCCACUGAUCAACUCCUUUAACUCUUCACAGUCAGAAGAUAAUGCCUUAACCUCGAUCAACGCAAUUUUAGACUUAAGACUACCAACGUUCGGCGUUAAUAAUCCAAGAAUCUGGUUUGCACAAAUCGAAGCUUUGUUCAUGGCUAGAGGUAUAAAAUCUCAGGCAACAAAGUAUGCUUAUGUAGUUGGGGCACUCCCUAUCGAGAUUGCUGCGGAAGUCGGAGAUUUAAUCGAUCACGUGCCAGAAGCUGAACCUUAUGAUAAAUUAAAGACAGCCGUAAUCCAACGCACCUCGGUUUCAGAUGAGAGAAGACUGCAGCAAUUGCUAACUUCUUGCGAAUUGGGGGACAAGAGACCCUCGCAAUUACUCCGACAUAUGAAACACUUAGCAGGGCCAUAUAAGGUAGACGAUGCAUUGCUUAAACAGAUGUGGUUUCAACGUUUACCACAGAAUGUCACCCAAAUUCUCAGCAUAUCAGGAACUUCCGUCAAUCUCGACGAUCUAGCUGAUAUGGCUGACAAAAUGAUGGAGAUUUAUCCCGACAGCCAACGUUUGAAUGUACUACAGACCUCUAGUGGAGACACGAUUAGCCCAUCUAACAGCAUCCAACAACAAAUAACACAGUUAACACAACAGCUAGCAGCACUACAAGCGACUAUUUCUACCAUACAUUCUCGACCUGCCAGAUCUAGGUCCAGAAGGAGAUCAGUAUCCAGACCUCGUCUUAGGUCACCCAAACGGACAUCAGAUACUUGCUGGUAUCACGCGACUUUCGGGGAGAAGGCACGCCGUUGCACUAAACCAUGCAACUUUAAAAUAAGCAACCCAAAGGACCAGGGAAACGAGACGGCCAGACAGUGAUGGCGGCGCCUGUUUCUGGCCACUACCCGAGCCGUCUAUUUCACGUCAGGGAUCGGAUUUCGGGCUCAGAUUUUUUGGUCGAUACAGGAGCCGAAAUCAGCAUAGUCCCAUUACACCUUUCUCAACGACGGCACUCGCAAAGUACUAAAUUGUCUCUAGUCGCUGCUAAUAACACAGUCAUUAAAACUUAUGGUGAACAAUCACUCAUCUUAGAUUUUGGUCUCCGUAGACGUUUCACAUGGGUUUUC
Molecule: messenger RNA, 1616 nt
Organism: Schistosoma margrebowiei
Lineage: Eukaryota; Metazoa; Platyhelminthes; Trematoda; Strigeidida; Schistosomatidae
Source: the annotation of a GenBank genome assembly